AUGAAAGCAACGUCGACCCCAGUCGUUACAGGACUACCGGUCCCUGAGGCCGCCGGCAUCGCCGAGGCAUCUCAGGACCCCUCUGCCUCCUUUGACGCCGACUCGUCCGUCUCCGCCGGCCCCGCGGCCGGCGCCGCCGCUGCCGUGGCAGGCGCGGAGGGGGCGGAAGCUUCCCUGUACCAGGACCCUCCGGAGAUCCUGCGGCGUAUGAGGAGCCACGAUCUCGUCCCGGGGCCGGCGGAGGAGCCCACCGCGCCCGCCGCCGCGGCGCCCGAGGCGCCGGACACGCCCGGCCCGCUCGCGCGCACCGCGCCGGAGCUGCUGCGCGCCCACGACCGCGCGGCGCGCGUGGCGGCGGUCGCGGGUGCGCUGGUGCACGCGGGGCGGCCGGUACCGCGGAGCGCAAACAUGGCCGAGGCCGUGGAGGAGCCUGGUGACGUCAUCGACUUUGCCAGCGCGCGCACCAGCCAGGCGGCCACUGCAGCGGGCGCCGGCACCACGCCGGCUGGCGAGCAGCGGGAGGGCGGCGGCGGAGGCGUCAGUGAGGGAGGGCAGCAGCUGCCGGACACGGUCCCAGACUUGCUGGCCGCGGCCUGCGGCCGCGCCGGCGCCAGCGCCGGCGCCGGCGGCGGAGCAGGUUGGGAGGCGCAGGUGCAGACGGGGCCGGAGGAGUGGGAGAGGGCGCACAUAGUGUCGUGUGCCCCCGGCGGCGGCAGCGGCGCCCGCACCGCGGCGCCGGCUGGGCCGGGGGCCGCUCAGGCCACACCGCAGGCGGUGGAGGCGCUGGAGAGCGCCCUCGAAGGCGAGCAGUCGCAGCCCGGCUCGGGGGAUCUGCAUGCCGCGCCGUCGCUGACCCGGAGCGGCGUGUCGGCAGUGGCAGAGGCGGCGGUCACAGCAAUCGCCACCGACGCGCUCGCCGCCGCAGCAGCCGCCAAAGCCGGUGGCGCGCCGGCGGGCACCUCAGAGCAUGCUACCGGGGCAGCGGAGGAAUUGCAGAGCAGCGGAGGUCAGCUCGGCGGCGUGGUGAAGGCGAUCCAAGGCAUGAUCGGGCAGCAACAACAGACUGCGCCGCCGCAGCAGCAGGCGCCCGCGUCGGCCGAACGCUCAGGGGCGGCGCAGACGCCGGCGACCGCAUGCGCCCCUAGCUUCGGCGCCGCGGGCGCGCCACGGGACGCGCUGGCCUGCAACGCGCGCCUCAUGUCCCAGCUAUCCCACGGCCGCGCCGGCCAGGGGCCCAAGGCGCUCGGUGUCGUCAGCGACAGCCGCCUUUCAAACGCGGGCAGCAGCUCCGAGCCGUCGCGCAUCCCCUCCGCCGUCGCCAUGUCGGACACAGACGCGCCCGCGCCGCCGCCGCCGACGGCGCUGCCGAUGCCGCUGCCGGCGCCGCUCGAGCGGGCGCUUGAAAUCCAUUCAGAGCCGUCCCUGUCAGCGGGGCUCGCGCCGCCGCCGCAAGAGGCGGUGCUUGCGGCGACCGAGGAGCCAGCGACCCCUGCGGCGCCUCACUCGGCACCGUCGCUGUCGACGGGGAUCGCGCCCGCUCCACCUGCGACGGCGGAGGUGCCGGCGGGUGCGGAGGUUGGGGAGUUGCUGGACCAGGAGUGCCUGAUUGGGCGCGUCAUUAACCCAGGCCUGCAGCAGCAAGAGCAGCAGCAGCAGCAGCCGGCAGCGGGUGUGGGAUCAUCAGGGCGCGACGGCGGCAGCGCGGUCGCGCCUGGCGCCGGGGACGCGCCUGCGCCGCUGCCCGCGUCAGACGAGGUGCUGCUGGCGGCUGGCCUCGACCCUGGCGCCGGCUCGCCGCUCGGCACGCCACGCAUGGGCUCGCCCCGCGCGAGCGGGUCUGGGCUGGGCCCGCAUGGGCUUGAGGGCGCCGCCGCAUGCGGUCCCAUGCACGCGCAUGCGGCGCCAUGCGAGGCGCCGGGGCCCCAUGUGGCGGCCAGCGCGCAUGCCGUUGACAUCGGCCAAAGGCGUGAGGACGAUAUGGAUUUGAAGCAGCCUGCCGACGCCUCGGCCGCAGCGCUCCAGGACAGCAGCCACGCGGAGUCGUCGGGCCACAGCAGUGGCGGCGACCGUGGCCAGCCGGUGUUGCGCGGCGGCGUUGGCGGCGAAAGCGCCAGCGGGGGCUCGGACGCAGGCAUGUCGCGCUCCAGCAGCGACGUGUUUGCAAGCGCUGACGAGGACGGGGACUUUGAAGGUUGGGUGCAGCCUGAGGGUGAGGCGCAGCCGCUGCCAGCGGAGGAGGCAGGGGAGGCGGAGGUUGGGCAUGCGGCGACGCGCGUCGUGCCACUCGCCGCCUCGGCGAUCGAAGUCGGCCUUGCAGCCGCCGCUGCCGAGCUGCCGGCGUCCCCGACCAGCGCGGCCGCGCUCGCUGCCGCAGGCGCGGCCGCAGCGGCCGGCACGCCGGCAGCGGAGGGUGGUGUGUCGGCGCUGCGGGACGACGUGGUGUUGGGGGUGUGGCCGGCUGAGGCGGCGCCGCCGCAAGGCAGCGGCGACGGCGAUCUGAUUUCGAGCCCUGUGGAUCAGAUCCUCCCCAGCCCCGCAGGCGGCGAUGCCGUCCGCGCCGGCGGCAGCGACAGCCAGCAGCUGCCCUUCGGGGCCGGCAGCGAGCUGGUUGCAGGGGACGCAGGGCUGGAGGGUGGCGCAUGUGAAGGGGUAGGCCCUCAGAUGGGCGAGGCUGUCGAGGUAUGCGAGAUUGCGGGCGCGCAGGAGCUGCUGGCAGCAGACACCAGCAGGGCUCCCGGCGGCGCUGUCGGCGGCGCGCCGGCGGCCGCGGCGGGCGAGGGCGGAACGGAGGAGGCGGCUGCGGCCGCAGAGGGCGGGGAGGAGGAGGGGCGAUGCGAGGUGACCCUCGCUGACGUGGUGCGCGUCGCGGUCGCGCCGGCAGGCUCGCGGCGCCUGCUGCGCGCGCGCGCCAAGGCGAUCGUCGACGCGUCCGCCGCGCACGCCGGCGGCGCCACGGCGGACGCGACGUGGGAGCAAGACGCCCAGGCGGCGCAGGGCGGCGGCGGCGCCGCGGCGGAGUGGCAGGGGCGCUGGCAGGCGCGGGGGCAGGAGGCUGCGGCGGGGGUUGAGUCCGAGGCUGAGGGUGAGGAGCAGGAGGACGACUCAGACGAGCCAGAGGGGCGUGGGCCGCUCAAGAUCUCGGUCGGCAACGAUGAUCUGGAUCUGGUCGUGGAUCUGGGGCGUGUCCCCACGUCUCCGAUCAACCGCGUCGACUCGUGCGUCCCUUUGGCCGCCGAGAUGUCUGUUCAGCUUUCGGUGUCGUCGGCCGCCAGCCUCCCGCUGGGAAGCUCCGACGAAGGGGCUGUAGCAGCCGCGCUGGCCUCGCCCGCCGUGGGCGAGGCCAACGGCCGUGCGGGCUGCGUGCUGCCGCGGCCGGAGGCGCUGCCUGCGGCCGUUGAGGCGCGCAACCGCUCCGCGCGCGUCGCGGCGGCGGCGUGCGGCCUGAGGUACGCGGGGCUGAGCGUCCGCGACGCGGCGGCCGUCGCAGAGAUCGUCUUCUCAUCCGCGGCAGCCGUCGAGGCGGCCGCCGUCGCCAGCCCGCAGGUGGCGCCGCCGGGAUCUGGCGGCGGUGAUCUGGCACGCCCUUCGGCGCCGCCAAUGCUCGCAGCGCCGGGCGGCGGCGGCACGGGCCUGACGUGCUGCUGUGGGGAUGGCGGGGCCGCGGCCGCGGCCGAGCCGGCGGGGGAGGAAGGUGAUGGCGGCGCCUUGGAGGAGCCUCUCCUGGGGCCGGCGUCCCCGAAGGCUGCCGCACGGGCAGCCCUGCAGGAGAAGUGGGCACGGGGGGAUGUCUGA
Molecule: messenger RNA, 3792 nt
Organism: Monoraphidium neglectum
Lineage: Eukaryota; Viridiplantae; Chlorophyta; Chlorophyceae; Sphaeropleales; Selenastraceae
Exons: 3
Coding region: 1-3792 (1263 amino acids)
Source: RefSeq, a predicted model, not a curated record